Molecule: messenger RNA, 1686 nt
Organism: Dioszegia hungarica
Lineage: Eukaryota; Fungi; Basidiomycota; Tremellomycetes; Tremellales; Bulleribasidiaceae
Product: P-loop containing nucleoside triphosphate hydrolase protein
Exons: 6
Coding region: 1-1686 (561 amino acids)
Biological process (GO): maturation of LSU-rRNA from tricistronic rRNA transcript (SSU-rRNA, 5.8S rRNA, LSU-rRNA)
Cellular component (GO): nucleolus
Molecular function (GO): RNA helicase activity; nucleic acid binding; ATP binding
Source: RefSeq, a predicted model, not a curated record
AUGGCCUCAGUAGCUCCACCUCAAGACCCUAGCCUCAAAACGGCCAAGAAGAGGAAACGCCCCUCCCACGCAGCUUCCACAGCCGGAGACGCAGCUCCAGCGGCAAAGAAGCAGGCCGAAUCCACGCCCACCGCCUCAUCCUCCAAGGUCAAGCUGGACGAUGCACCACUCCCUCCCCUUCCUUCCGCGUCUGCGCCAGCUCAGGCUCCAGCGGACGACUCGAUACCAUAUGAGCGCGUCCCGUUCUCGACCCUCUCCCUUACACCUCAGACGACCUCGGCGAUCGAGCGGAUGGGGUUCGAUACGAUGACGGAAGUCCAGGCGAGGACUAUCCCGCCUUUACUGGCUGGGAAGGACGUACUGGGGGCUGCGAGGACAGGGAGCGGGAAAACUAUUGCUUUUUUGGUGCCCAGUGUGGAGCUGUUGAGCACAUUACGGUUCAAGCCUGUCAACGGCACCGGAGUCAUCAUCAUCUCGCCUACACGAGAGCUUGCACUGCAGAUUUUUGGCGUUGCCAAGGAGCUCAUGCAGGGCCACUCGCAGACAUUUGGGAUCCUGAUGGGAGGCGCAAAUAGGAAGGCGGAGGCGGAUAAGCUGGUCAAGGGUGUGAACCUGAUUGUGGCGACUCCAGGGAGACUGCUGGAUCAUCUCCAGAACACAAAAGGCUUUGUCUUCAAGAACCUGAAGGCACUGGUCAUUGACGAGGCGGACCGGAUUCUGGAGAUUGGGUUUGAAGACGAGAUGAAGGCGAUCAUCAAGCUGCUCCCUGAUGAAAACCGUCAAUCUAUGCUCUUCUCCGCCACCCAAACCACCAAAGUCACCGACCUCGCGCGCAUGUCCCUCCGUCCCGGUCCCCUCUACAUCAACGUCGACGAGCGCAAAGCGGCAUCCACCGUCGAUAUGCUAGAGCAGGGCUAUGUCGUCUGCGACAGCGACAAGCGCUUCUUGCUGCUGUUUAGCUUUUUGAAGCGCAACCUCAAAAAGAAGGUUAUUGUGUUCUUUUCGAGCUGUAAUUCGGUCAAGUACCAUGCGGAGUUGCUCAAUUAUAUCGACGUACCGGUUCUGGACCUCCACGGCAAGCAAAAACAACAAAAACGAACAAACACCUUUUUUGAAUUCGUCAACGCCCCAUCCGGUAUUCUCCUCUGCACAGACGUCGCCGCGCGCGGCCUCGAUAUCCCCAGAGUCGACUGGAUUAUCCAGUUUGAUCCCCCAGACGACCCGCGCGACUAUAUCCACCGGGUCGGGCGGACAGCGCGUGCCGGCAAGGAAGGGAAAAGUCUGCUUUUCCUUUUGCCUUCCGAGUUGGGAUUCUUGCGGUUCUUGCAGAUCGCAAAGGUGCCGCUUAAUGAGUACAAGUUCCCAGAGACCAAAGUCGCGGAUGUUCAGAAACAGCUCGAAUCCCUACUUUCGAAAAACCACUACCUCAAUACAACAGCCAAAGAGGGGUAUCGAUCCUACCUCCAGUCCUACGCCUCAUACUCUGCCAAAAAGAUAUUCGACGUCAACAAGCUCGACCUCGCCAAGGUCGGUAAAGCGUUCGGGUUCCCCGUACCUCCUAAGGUCAACAUCAGCGUCGGCGGGGUCAAGGCGAAAAAGACAAAAGAGGUCGAUGCGGAUUCGGAAGAUGAGGGGGAUGGAGGCGUGCCGAGGCGGGCGUACUAUAAGAAGAGGACGAAGGUGUAG